Messenger RNA from Nestor notabilis (Kea), 1548 nucleotides. RefSeq names its product ethanolamine-phosphate phospho-lyase-like. The coding region runs from base 43 to 1548 and encodes 501 amino acids. The record is from RefSeq and is a predicted model, not a curated record. Lineage: Eukaryota; Metazoa; Chordata; Aves; Psittaciformes; Psittacidae. The transcript is spliced from 13 exons. Gene Ontology annotation, cellular component: mitochondrion. Gene Ontology annotation, molecular function: pyridoxal phosphate binding; ethanolamine-phosphate phospho-lyase activity; transaminase activity.
CGUGCCGUUCCAUUCUGUGCCGUGCUGUGCCGUGCUGGCGGGAUGGAGGAGCGCUACAGCAAGGCUGAGACCCUCGCCCUGCGGAGGAAGCACAUCGGGCCUUCCUGCAAAGUGUUCUUCGCCAAGGACCCUCUGAAGAUAGUGCGUGCUCAGGGCCAAUAUAUGUUUGAUGAGAAAGGAGAAAAAUACUUAGACUGUAUCAACAACGUUGCACAUGUUGGCCACAGUCAUCCAUAUGUGAUAAAGGCUGCAACAAAACAGAUGGAACUGCUCAAUACAAAUUCCCGGUUCCUGCAUGACAACCUUGUUCAGUAUGCACAGCGCCUUACAGCCACCCUGCCUGAGAAACUCUCUGUUUGCUAUUUUGUUAAUUCUGGAUCUGAAGCAAAUGAUCUUGCUUUACGACUGGCUCGGCAGUACCAUGGGCACCAAGAUGUGAUCACCCUUGAAAAUGCUUACCAUGGCCAUGUUACAUCUCUGAUUGACAUCAGUCCCUAUAAAUUUAAUCAGCUGGGAAAGGACAGCAAGAAGGAGUUUGUGCAUGUGGCUCCUUCUCCGGAUAUCUACAGAGGGAAAUAUAAAGAAGACCACCCAGAUCCAGCAAGUGCUUAUGCUGAAGAAGUGAAAAAGAUUAUUGAAGAAACACAGAAGAAUGGACGUAAGAUUGCUGCCUUCAUAGCUGAAUCCAUGCAGAGCUGUGGAGGCCAAGUAAUUCCACCUGUGGGCUAUUUCCAGAAAGUGGCAGAGUAUGUGCGUGCGGUGGGUGGAGUGUUCAUAGCUGAUGAAGUACAGGUUGGCUUUGGUAGAGUUGGGAAGCAUUUUUGGGCAUUCCAGCUGCAAGGCGAAGACUUCGUGCCUGACAUCGUCACCAUGGGAAAACCCAUUGGCAAUGGCCACCCUAUGUCUUGUGUGGUCACAACAAGGGAAAUCGCUGAAAGUUUUGGUGCUUCAGGAAUGGAGUAUUUCAAUACAUUUGGAGGCAAUCCAGUGUCUUGUGCUAUUGGUUUAGCUGUGCUGGAGGUAAUAGAACAAGAAGAUCUCCAAGGAAAUGCUAUACGUGUAGGAAAUUAUCUCCUGGAGUUGCUGGCUGAGCAAAAGGAGAAACAUCCCUUAGUGGGAGAUAUUAGGGGUGUUGGAUUGUUUGUUGGAGUGGAUCUGGUGAAAGAUCAACAAAAGAGAACACCAGCCACAGCUGAAGCCCUUCAUCUUAUUUACAAGCUGAAGGAGCAUCAAAUCCUUCUUAGUUCAGAUGGACCCCACAGAAAUGUACUAAAAUUUAAACCACCAAUGUGUUUCACAAUGGAAGAUGCACAACACGUAGUGGAGACAAUUGAUGCACUUCUCACAGAAAUUGAAGAGGCCACUGGAAUGAAGACAGAAAAUAAUGCAUCUGCAAAUGCACAGUAUAAAAGAAAAACAAUUGAAGGGAGUUCUCAAUUGGAAGGUUCAAAUGAAAGUAUCGGCCAUAUGAAUGGAGCUGCCUGCAGACAAGAAAAUGGGCUUUAUUCUAAAAAAUGCUCACUGCCAAGUGAAACAAUAAGAACAUGA